This is a messenger RNA of Cariama cristata (Red-legged seriema), 1373 nucleotides long. RefSeq names its product DCN1, defective in cullin neddylation 1, domain containing 4 (gene DCUN1D4). Lineage: Eukaryota; Metazoa; Chordata; Aves; Cariamiformes; Cariamidae. Gene Ontology annotation, biological process: protein neddylation; positive regulation of ubiquitin-protein transferase activity. The coding region runs from base 148 to 741 and encodes 197 amino acids. Gene Ontology annotation, molecular function: ubiquitin conjugating enzyme binding; cullin family protein binding; ubiquitin-like protein binding. The record is from RefSeq and is a predicted model, not a curated record. Gene Ontology annotation, cellular component: ubiquitin ligase complex. The transcript is spliced from 9 exons.
CUGAAUUCUCACCUAUCAACACUGGCAAAUAUUCACAAGAUUUACCACACCCUCAAUAGGCUGAAUCUGACAGAGGACGUUGGUCAAGACGAUCACCAGACAGGAAGUCUCCGGUCUUGCAGUUCAUCAGACUGCUUUAGUAAAGUGAUGCCUCCAAGGAAAAAGAGGAGACCUGCAGCAGGAGAUGAUUUAUCUGCUAAGAAAAGUAGACAUGAUGGUAUGUAUAGAAAAUAUGAUUCGACUAGAAUAAAAGCAGAGGAAGAAAUCUUUUCAAGUAAGAGAUGCUUAGAAUGGUUCUAUGAAUAUGCAGGCACUGAUGACAUUGUAGGGCCAGAAGGUAUGGAGAAAUUUUGUGAAGACAUUGGAGUUGAACCAGAAAAUGUAGUUAUGCUUGUACUAGCAUGGAAGUUGGAUGCACAAAACAUGGGCUACUUUACUUUACAAGAAUGGUUAAAAGGAAUGACAUCACUACAAUGUGAUACUACAGAAAAAUUGAGAAAUUCUCUGGAUUACUUGAGAUCUUUGUUAAAUGAGCCUACCAAUUUUAAACUUAUUUAUAGAUACGCAUUUGACUUUGCACGGCAAUCAAAAUACAAAGUUAUCAAUAAGGACCAGUGGUGUAAUGUUCUUGAAUUCAGCAGAACAAUUAACCUUGACCUCAGUAACUAUGAUGAAGAUGGAGCCUGGCCAGUGUUGUUGGAUGAGUUUGUGGAAUGGUAUAAAGGAAAACAGAUGACAUAGGAGUUUAACUAUGCACAGCCACUCAAGAGUCACUGUUACCACAGUUAUGUCAACCAUUAGCCAUAAACUGCUGUUUGUAUCGAAGUGCAUGCUGCUUUUCUUGCACUGCAUCCCUUUUGCAGGGAACUUUUGAUGUUUGCUAUUUAACAAGCUAGCUUAUGCUUGCUGUGUAGCAUUGUUCUCUUUGAAGGCUGCUUUGCAUUUUGUAUUUACACUACGAAUUGGUGAACUUGCCAGAGUCUUCACUGUGAUUAUGUGUAUAUUGCUGUCUAAAUUUUGUAUAUGUGUAUAAAAAAAAAAGCUUCACCUAGGGAUUAUUUCUGCCGAAAUGUAUUGUAAAAAUAAUUUGUGGCAUAUUUCUAGUCAUCACUUACAUGUUUGUUGAAACUUUAGUUACUUUGUUUUUCUUUUGGUCUCAAAUGUAGCAUUUCAGAAAAUGAAAUGAACAGACUGCUUGGGCAUAGUUAUCUGAAGAACUAUUGUCAAUUUUGAUGUUACAAUUUGAGAUGCCAAUUUCUGAGGGGAGAAGAUGUGCUGUGACUUUCUUCACCGGAAUUCGCCAAACCUGACCUAGUGCUUAAUGGGAAUGAAACAAUGGUGUCUUAAAAAAAAAUAAAAAUAUAUAUAUAUAU